Messenger RNA from Neltuma alba, 2487 nucleotides. RefSeq names its product UNC93-like protein 1. The record is from RefSeq and is a predicted model, not a curated record. Bases 854 to 2215 code for a protein of 453 amino acids. Lineage: Eukaryota; Viridiplantae; Streptophyta; Magnoliopsida; Fabales; Fabaceae. The transcript is spliced from 2 exons.
CGAUUGCUAGACACGAAGAAAAAAGAAAUAAUGCCGAGGAUAAAGCUUCUUGCCAUCUUAUUGCGUAGUUUGUCAGUGAUUUGAUUCGAAUUGUUGAACUGGAUGUAGAAUUAGUUGACGCGUAUUAGCAAAAAAAGUACGGUCAAAUCGGUUGUUUCUGCUUAAAACCUCCCAUGUUGACGUUGUUCAUCAGAUUCAUAUUUGACUAUGCUAAUUGUCCCGUUUUAUUACUAAUUAUAGCAUUACCGUUUAUACUAAUAAACAGAAUUCAUAAUCAACAACUGAAAGCGAAACUCCCAAGAUGAGAAGUGUGAGUAUUUGACAUAAUCCAUUAAGCGUAUAUUAUUUCUCUGUUCUAACUUAAUCAGAAUGCAAUAAACAAAAACCAGUCGUUACUGGAAAAGGGAAAGAAGGAAAAGCAUAAUGAUUGAGUUCACAAAGAAUCUGGAAAUCGAUGGUGCUCUGAUAGUUAUCCGAAAAAGAAUUGGAGAAUCUACAGGUGUCGUGAUCUGCACUGGACGUGCGGGAAGUAAUUAACGAUAUUUGUCGCAGACAACACCAAUGGAGAGAUAACUUUCAAUUGUAAAACGUCAGAACACAGAAAGUGAUAAAUCCAACCUAAUUCGGUAAUGAGAUUCUUCCUCCCGUGUCCACAAUCUUUGACCCCCGCGCGCACGCGCGCUGUAACCAGACAGCGUAUAGAUUUUCUCCUUUGUCAUUUUCCUCAUCUUCGUCCCUUUCUCUGAUCUGAAUUUCUACACUUCUGUUCCCCCGCGACACGUUCAUUCAGAGACACAGAGACGAGCUCAGAUCCCAGCCAGACAAAACAGUACAAAUCAAGCUCACUUUUCCGAUGGGAUUAACCAGAGAUGAAGAAUCAAGCACCCACAUAUCCGACAGCAACAAAACUCUCUCCUUUCUAAGGUACAAUUCUCCAUUUGUCCAAAUCAUCCUCAUUGGUCUGGUCUGCUUCUGCUGUCCUGGCAUGUUCAAUGCCCUCUCUGGAAUGGGAGGGGGUGGUCAAGUCGACCCCACUGCCUCCAACAACUCUCUCACUGCCCUUUACACCACCUUUGCUGUUUUCGGCAUCCUCGGCGGCGCCAUCUACAAUAUCCUCGGACCCCACAUAACCCUCUUCGCAGGCUGUUCCACCUAUGUCCUCUACUCUGGUUCCUUUCUCUACUACAACCAUUACCACCACCAAGCCUUUGCCAUAGUCGCAGGUGGUCUUCUUGGUGUGGGUGCUGGCCUCCUGUGGGCUGCACAGGGUGCGAUCAUGACAUCAUACCCUCCGGCGAAUCGAAAAGGGACUUACAUUUCCAUCUUCUGGAGUAUAUUCAACAUGGGCGGUGUGAUUGGUGGGUUAAUUCCUUUUAUUCUAAAUUACCAUCGUACUGAGGCUGCUUCUGUCAAUGAUGGAACCUACAUAGGUUUUAUGUGUUUCAUGUCGCUUGGGGCUAUUUUGUCAUUGGCUAUCUUGCCACCCGGUAAGGUAGUUCGUGAUGAUGGGACAAAGUGCACAAAUAUCCAGUAUUCCAAUGCGUCCACCGAGGCUUUAGAGAUUCUGAAGCUGUUCUUUAAUUGGAAAAUGCUUCUAAUAGUUCCUGCUGCUUGGUGUAGCAACUUCUUUUAUACUUACCAGUUCAAUCAUGUUAAUGGAGCGCUGUUCAAUUUGAGGACUAGAGGGUUGAACAAUGUGUUCUACUGGGGAGCACAGAUGGUGGGUUCAAUGGGAAUUGGAUACAUAAUGGAUUUCAGUUUUAAGAGCAGGAGGAAGAGAGGGUUUGUGGGAAUUUGUGUCAUUGCUGUUGUUGGGUCUUCCAUAUGGGCCGGUGGACUGGCUAAUCAGUCGAGGUACUCCACAAAUGAUUUGCCUGAGAAAUUGGAUUUCAAGGCCUCAGGCUCUGCCUAUGCUGGACCAUUCGUCUUGUAUUUUAGUUUUGGAUUGCUGGAUGCCAUGUUUCAGAGCAUGGUUUACUGGGUUAUUGGAGCCCUUGCUAAUGAUUCUGAGACCUUAAGCAGGUACUCUGGGUUCUAUAAAGGAAUACAAAGUGCAGGAGCAGCAGUAGCUUGGCAAGUUGACACCCAUAAGGUUGCUCCCAUGUCACAGUUGAUUGUGAACUGGGUGCUCACUACAGUGAGCUACCCAUUACUGUUAAUUUUGGUUAUGUUGGCUGUGAAAGAGGACGAUAAGACCGAAGAGGAACCUGCCUAACCGCCUUAUUCUUCAUCUGCACAACAAUGACUUUGUCCAAUAGAAGAGAGUGUAUAUAUAUGUAACUCAUUUUGUAGGAAACAAAGCGAAGGUGACAGAGAAAAGUUUAAAUUCAUGUGCAAAUCUUUAUUCAUGGUCCAUUCAAGAGGGAUGGCACGCAUAAUGAAGGUCAGUUAUUAAAGCUUAAGCUUGUGUUCAUGCAUCAUACUGAAGAGACCAGAAAAGGUUUAUGAAAAUGCUAGUUUUUAAUGUUUCUUUUUGGGAGUGAAAAA